AUGCCGCCCCCAAUUCAAUUAUUCUUGACCACUAUUGCAAGCGAACCAAAAUUACGGUCGAGACAGGAGUAUCUUCUCCGCACACUACAAGUCAAGAAAAUCCCAUUUGUUUCUUAUGACCUGGCGUCAGAUCCCAAUGCAAAGCGGCUGUGGAGACGCAGAGCACCCAAGGAUAAUCAAGCCCUUCCCGGAAUGCUGCUCGGGGGAGUCUGGCCCGGAACGUUUGAGCAAUUCGAGGCCGCCGUGGAGACUGGGACGCUGGAGACCUUUCUUCGUAUGAAUGAGGACUAUAAUCCUGAAAUUGAUGGCAAAGUUCUCGAAGCGCAGCCAAUUGGCGUUCCCGGCGCAGUAAUGCCAGAAGCCAUGACAGGUCAGAAGCCUAGCUUCGCACCAAAUGGGCCAACCCCAAUACGAAAGUCCGGACCAAAGGGAUCUGCAGACGAACUGGUGGAUGCUGGCGACGUGCUCCCUGGCUUUGGUUUCCAGGGCAUGAUGGUGACGAUCGGAGAGUUGACUGAGCUCGCUAAGGAUCUCAAAUUGGAUGACAAAGAGCAAGCUUCUGUUCUUGCAAAGGCAGCGAAAGCCUCCAAGCAGGCAACGUCCUCUAGCAGCAAGGAACCCUCAAAGGAGAGCGAUGAUACGAAACCAGCACCAGUAGACACUGAUAGAGAGCAUGACGCAACAAAGGAACCUGGAGAAAAAGCCGCAGUAAAGACGGACGCUUCUCAGGAAGCAACUGCCCCCACUCCACCGGCGGAGCCGAAAGCUGAAGCAGAAGUAAAGGAAUCGGAGGCGAAGGAGACGGCUUAA
Molecule: messenger RNA, 810 nt
Organism: Serendipita indica DSM 11827
Lineage: Eukaryota; Fungi; Basidiomycota; Agaricomycetes; Sebacinales; Serendipitaceae
Source: the annotation of a GenBank genome assembly